Osmerus eperlanus (European smelt) is the source of this 2890-nucleotide messenger RNA. It is a transcript of the gene sertad3, whose product is annotated as SERTA domain containing 3. The coding region runs from base 315 to 1166 and encodes 283 amino acids. Gene Ontology annotation, cellular component: nucleus. Gene Ontology annotation, molecular function: transcription regulator activity. The transcript has 2 exons. Lineage: Eukaryota; Metazoa; Chordata; Actinopteri; Osmeriformes; Osmeridae. The record is from RefSeq and is a predicted model, not a curated record.
CCCAUAGUGCCAUUCUCAGACUAUCUUUUUGAGCGUGAAACUCAAAAUCGCAGGCGGGAUUCAGUAUUUGAGGAGUUCGCACUAGCAGUAGUUUGUGGUUGUGAUUUCAGCAAAUUGCAUCUACAAAUCACUAUUAUAUCGACUGUAUUCGUGAUCAUUAAUGAAACGCAACACACUAGAUAAUCAGAUCAUUAAUAAGAAAAAGUUUCGGUCGAGUAAGGACGGGCUUCUUUACAACAAGGAGAUUUCAAGGAAGACUAGUUAGCUAGCAUUGCAAAAAGGCAAACGGCCAGACGAAAGAGUUGAAUACGUACAUGAUGAUCGCUAAGGGACUGAAGCGUAAAUUUCAAGAGGACGAUGCGCAGUGUGGCAGCGUUAACGGCGUACGCUGGGAGAAUCAGAGACAGUCGGUUCUCGACAUUUCUCUGGUGAAGUACCAGCACGGCCAAGAGCUCGUGGAGCCUAGUCUGCGACGAUCUGUGUUGAUAGCCAACACCCUGCGACAAGUAACACAAGAAACAAAGCGUCCAGUUGAAGUGGUCCUUAAGGCUACUCCAGUAUCGCCUACUGCUCCUUCCUCAACUACGGAAUCUCUCCCUUCCCGCGUAAGUGUAGUAAACUGCCACUCAAGAGUAGAGGAGGACUGGGUUGCCAUGACGGCAGAACCGGAUUUCUCUAUGUCAGGAGCCAUAUCCUCUAUCCUUAAGGAGCUGGACACAACCAUUGAUGGUGUUUUUGGGCCUCAGUCUGGCCCACGGCUGCCCCUCAGGUCCCUGGAUAAUCUGUCUGGUCCGGGGCAGGGGGUUUGGGAGGGGCGCAGGGCUGAGGUCAGCAGAGGUUGGGAGGGGGUGAACUGGGGCACUGCUGAGGUCAUGGCCUCUGGCUACUUGCAGGACGUGACCCUGGAUGACAUCUUCCAGGACAUUGACACCUCGACGUUGGAGAAGGAGAUGGGGGCCCUCGGAGUGCGGGCCCCCUCGUCUACCUCCUCCUCCUCUUUUUCCUCCUCCUGUCCCUUCUCCCAGGAGCUCCUGAGAUGCCUCCCCUCCUUGGCCUCUUCCUCUCCGUUCUUCUCCUCCUCCUCCAGCUCUCUCUUCUCCCACAACCAGAGCCCCAGGGAGCUGUCAGAGCUGGACCACCUGAUGGAGAUCUUGGUGGAGUCCUGAUGCUCUGGAACUCCCCAGUAGAACAGUGUGACAUCAGAACCAGAGAAGAAAACGGCAGAGUUGUUUCUGUUGUUGACUCUUAUGGUCGGUCACAUGGUCGAUCACAUGGUCGAAAUGUGUUGGUUUUAGGAGAUGAUUUUUGAACAGGAGCCCUUUUGUACUUUCUCAUAACAGUAGUGAUGUACUGAUAUCUAUUUAGAAUAUUCUUAACAUUUUAGUCACUUUUUGCUUGUAUCAAGAGAUUAUAUACCACUAGAUGUUCACUUCAGACAUUGUAUUUUAGAAACAACUGAAUUGUAAUCCCAGGUUAGAUAAAUGAUUUAGAGCCACACUGUGGCGUGUGUGUGAGGUAGCGUGUGCUUAAAUCACACAAAUAUACUGUGUUAUAAACACUAACAUGUGAGGACUUGUCUUCUGUGAAGACAGGCAUGUCUGCUUAGUGUGUCGUAUACUUAAUAUCCGUCCUUCUUGACCACUAAGAUGACGCUCUACACUUACAGUAUGGCUGCUGUUUGCUCUUCAUACAACAAUGCAGGUAUAACACUAUGCAGCUUCCAUACUGUACACAAUAUGUCGUUUACUGUUAUCGUGCUACACACCUGAAUGCAGGUGUGGUGUUUGGGUUGGAUCCAACCAACAUUUUUCCCAAGAUUAACCAUUUCUAGGCUAGAACAAAUACAAAAGUCUACAUUUUCAGGAAAUGACUGUGUAUCUCAAGACUUAAAUGUCUUGCAGGUGGCAUGGGCUGUGCCACCUGCAAGACGUGGCUUGCAAUUUCAUAGAAUUAUUUUGCUACAUUGUUUUUGUCAGUUCAUAUGAUUUCUUCCCAAUACUGGCACGUUCAAGCCCGGAAGAAUAAAUUACGUUGUUGCGGUUUAAAAUUAUGGGCUGAAAAUAUCUACAUUUAGGAUAAGUACUCACAUAUGUUUGUCAUGAGAAAUGGCAAAACACUGACAUUGAAUACUGCUAUCUAUAAUGUUCUAAUCAAUCACCCUUUUGUAUCUUUAGAUGAUUUAUCAGUGGAUGCAGUAGUUAUAUGGUUAAGAAUUGUGUGCUUUGCAUGUGUCAUGUGGAACUUGGCCUACAACUCUAAACUGUCACUGCCUUUUGUUCUGCAUGUUUUGCUCAAAGUCACAGGUGUGUUUAGCUGUUGAGUGUUGUUGAAUUACAAGACAGGUCCAGGAACAAUGUUUGUUCCGGGAAGCACAAACUAACUUUGUUCUCGAGCUGUUUAAAUGUUGUCCUUUUCUGUUUACAAAUGUGGAAGUACUUUGCUACAGUAUAUUUGCUUAGUCACCUCUCAAAGAGGAGGAUUGUGUGUUUGUGUCAGAAAUGGUUAAAAUUAUGGGUUAUUUAUAUACUUAUUUAUGUUAUUUUAAUGUACUGGCAGUUCAUGUUAAAAUGUUCCUUAAUCAUAUUCAUUUGUUUAACAGGAAUGUUAUAAUGUAUUUUAUAUUUGAAAAGACAUGCUAGUUAAGGGCAAUGUCUAUCCCAACAUCACUGUUAUAAUUCUGUUGUAAUACAUUUGAAAAAAAAAAAAGAAAUAUAAUUCUGCUAUGGGCUUAGUUCUGGGGUUUUCUCAGAGACUUGACCAAACUUCAGUUUACGCAGAGGGUUGUGUAAUGGACACUAAUCUAUACAGCUAAAGAGCAAGUGGAGGGAAUUACUGAAAUAGUAUUAACAUUAGGCAUGAUAAGGUUUAAUAUUGUAAGGCUUGGAUGAAA